Messenger RNA from Colius striatus (speckled mousebird), 1916 nucleotides. It is a transcript of the gene CCDC71L, whose product is annotated as coiled-coil domain containing 71 like. The coding region runs from base 186 to 1037 and encodes 283 amino acids. The record is from RefSeq and is a predicted model, not a curated record. NCBI's taxonomy places the organism in Eukaryota, Metazoa, Chordata, Aves, Coliiformes, Coliidae. The transcript has a single exon.
GCAGGAGAUCGAUCGGCGCUCCUCAGCCAGAGUGCGGGUGGCGGGGUGCGGCGAGCGCCCGGCGGCGGCCGCCGAGCUGCGGCCGGUGCUGCCCCUCCGCGCUCCCGGCUCGGCGCCUCUUGCCCCACACGCCCCCCUCCCCCUCUCUCCCCCCUUCCCCCCACCCGCGCUGUCCCUCUGCCUCCAUGACCCGCAGUAGGAAGCAGGCGGCGCUGGAGAGAGGAGCCGGGAAGAUGAACCCGGAGGCGGAGAGCGCCGCGGCGAGAGCCGCGGAAGCCCGGGCGGCGACGACGGCAGGGGCAGUUGGCGGCGAAGCGGCGCCCGCUGCCUGGGGGCUGGAAGGGGAGGCGGAGAAAGUUGUGUACUCGCGCUCGCAGGUCUCUUUCGCCGGCACCAAGGCACUGGGCGACGCCAUCAAGCUCUUCAUGCCCAAGUCCACGGAGUUCAUGAGCUCCGACUCGGAGCUGUGGAACUUCCUCUGCAGCCUCAAGCACGAGUUCUCCCCGGUCAUCCUCCGCAGCAAGGACGUCUACGGAUACGCCUCCUGCCGCGCCGUCGUCCCCGACCCGCCGCCGCCCUCGGCAGAGCGGCCCCGCCGCCGCGCCGGCAAGCGGCGCUUCCCGGCCGCCGACGCCAAGCGCCGGGCCGCGGCGGCGGGCGGCAGCGCCAAGCGGCGGCGGCGGCGGCGGCGCCGCAGGAGGGCACGGGGCAGGCAGCGGCCCGCGGCACCGGCGGCCGCCGGCCUCCGCGGCGACGAGGAGGCGGCGGCGCUGGGGCCGCCCGGCGAGGAGGAAGCGGACAGUGACCAGGGCAGCCCGGCGGAGGGGGCGGCCUGGGAGCCCUUCGGCGGCAAGUCGUUGGAGGAGAUCUGGAAGGCUGCCACUCCCCGCCUCACCACCUUCCCGACCAUCCGUGUGCGGGGCAGCGUCUGGAGCCGGCGGAGCCUGGCGGCGGUGCGGCGGCGGGCGCAGCGGAUCCUCGGCGUGGACCUGUCUCCCGUGGUGCGGGUGCGGCGCCUCCCUGUGGCGCCGUCCUGAGGCCGCGGGGGGGGACCGCUAUCCCGCUUCCCCCCGGCGGGAGGGGGCCAGGCCGGCGCCUCACCUCCGCCGCGGUGCGGACAAAGAGACCAAUAUCAGUCACCUGUUUACAUUGCUUUUUGUCUGGAUCGUGUUCUGCUGCUGCACUUUAUGGCUCGCUCGGGCGGGGGCUGGGCCCCGCAACCGCACGGGGGGCGGCCGACCGACCGGCCGGGCGGACCGCCGCGCAGCCGGGGCCCGGCCUUGCUCCGGGCUGGGCUGUGGCGCACCCCGUCCCGCCCCCGCCGGGGCUCGGGGGAGUAGGGGGGGCGGGAGGGACCGCCUGGCAGGUAACACGCGUGAGGACCAAGUUCCACUUCCACUUUUUUUCUCUCCCAUUGGGCUACCUCACUGGUCCAGAAGUCCACCCGAGAAGUUAUUUUCCAAAGGAACUUACUUUCAUGCUUGUAUAAUAAAGCACCAUCUGAUUCUUGCUAUUUUUUUUUCUUCUCCCCUUUUCUGAUGGAUUAUGUAUGCUUUGUGGUGUUGCACUAGUAUGUGCUCAGGGUAUUUUGAAUCCCAAGCAUUCCCAAGUUUCAGUUUACUCUGAUCAAGGAUGCAUAAAGGAUGGAGGUUCAGGACUUGUGGCUGUUCUUGAUGGUGCAAAAAAACUUUGUUUUUAAAUUUCAUGGGCUUAGUGAUUAUAUAUAAAGAUGUAUUGCGCAGUAUAAUUGUUACACUUUUGUAUCUAAAGUCAUUUUUAAAGUUUUCUAGUCGACCUGAGUAUUUGUUUCUAUUGAGCCCCUAAAGAUAGAAUCAUCCUGAUAUUUUAUAAUGCUGUUGGCUUUAGGGAAGCUCAUUUGGUCAACUUAAGUGAAUUUAAUAAAAGUCGAAGAACAA